AAUAUUAAUAACACCCGUCUCAGAAGCCUAACUGUCCUUAAGAAAGAUCCUAUUCUCAGCAGAGUAAAGGUUUUUAUUGCGAAAAAUACUACAAGAUGCAGCGGUAUAGAAAGGUCGAUCAGUUUGUUUCGCUUAGUUUUGGUUGUGCUGUAGCCAAUCAAAUGGCAAGCUGACACGGGUAUAAUCUGCCCAUGCGCAGAUGUGAAGAUCGAUCGACGAUGUUUUUAAAUAUGGCGCAACUCUAGUGAAAACUUAUUCCUCGUCAAAGAACGCCUAAAUAGGAGGAGAGUGACAAUGGAUUAUUCGAGGAUUUUAAAUAUUAUUUUUAUAGUUAGCGCAGUGUUUCUAUCAAUUCAAUUAUUUUCGCUUGGCGCCGAUGUAGAUCCUAAUAAUUGCGCCGAGCGGGGCAGGAAUUGCUCGUGGUGUCUUAGCGAUGGGAAUUGCGGAUUUUGCGAUAGAUGUGGUGACCAUUGUCACAAGCCAGGAGCUAUACACUCGCUUGAGAACUGUACUAAUUGCGCGAGCUGUGUCCCUGGGUCGCUCGGAGGGGCAAAGAAGGGAUCCGAGUGCAGUCCUGAAUGGUACUAUUACGAAAAGUGUCCCGAGGUGGUGAGCGAGCAAAAGACCGUUUACGUGGAAAUCGCGCUCUACCUGAUUAACCUACACUCUGUGGACCUCAAGGCGGGAACCUUCCAUGCCGACUUCUACCUCUACUUCAAGGUUCCUCCCGGUCAAACGACUUACACGAAACAGAAAUGCAAGGACGGGAUGAAGGGCACUUGCUUCGAACUGGUGAAUGCCGCUGGCCAAGCCGAGGUAUCCAGUCACGAGGGAAAGUUCUUCAGGGUCAAGUCGGCUUUUAACUUUGCCGCCGACUUGCAGUCUUACCCGUAUGACAAUCAGACGUUGCGCAUCGUCAUACAAGACAUGGAGAUGACAGCCAAGGAACUGCGGUGGAAACUGAUGAAGGGAGCGGAUGACAGUGAUUUCAAGUUUCGUAGUGGAGUAUCUCCGACACUCAACUACACCGGCUGGCUGUUUGACACUAACUCGUGGUCGCAGCUCGUCUAUGAAAGGUAUAACCCAUUCCUGGACCAGGGCGUGUCCAGAUACGAGUUCCUGUUCCACAUGAGGCGCCAUAAGCGAGCAGCGUUUUUCAAGAUCUUUCUCCCUCCCCUCUUCAUAGUCGUCGUCAUCUGCUUCUCUUUUUCCAUUCCUCCUAAGGAUGCAUCCAUGCGUCUGUGGAUUGAUGGGUCGCUUCUGGUUUCUGCAGUGAUGUUUCACGCGACAACGAAUGAGCAGACGCCCGACACACCGGAGCUAACGCUAGCAGACCGGUUCAUGGUCGGAGUUUACAGUUUUAUAUUCGCGUCAUUCAUGGUGACGAUAAUCAUGCUAAGGCUUCAGCGGGACAACUUCUCGUAUCUUGCGAAUAUCUUCUACAGUAAUACGGAGUGGCUGGUCUGGUUUACCGCACCUACCUUCUUUUUUCUGCUGUAUUAUGUCAACCUGUCUCUCUACCACGUGUUGCUUUGCGAACUGGCGGUAGCCGUGGGAGCGCACAUCUUUCACAAGUGCGUCCAGAUAUCCAAAAAGCGACUCAUGCGAUUACUAAAAUAUGACGGUUUAACUAAACUGGAGCCUGAGCCUGCAGAUCUCUCACCAGCGGCGUUAGAACUAAGCCGCCAAUGUACCAAUCACGAGAAAGCAAGCCAUGGAUACACACCCCUAACGCAAGAAGAGGAGGAACCGUUCUUACGAAGGCUGAUGCCCCGCUCAGACUGCAAACCUUGUUUCCCUGGUAACCGACUAGACGACCCUUCAAGCCCAUGCCCAAAGCAACAGAUGACACCAAACAAGAACGCGUGACGUAUCGGUCACUCAGGCAACUCAGCUAUAACGUUAGCAAGAGCGUACGACACUUACCAGCGUACCCAAUCACACAAAAAGGAACGCAAGACGUAUCCAUGGCAACUGUCAUAGGGCAACUUAGCUACCAUAGGCAUCUAGCAGUGCCAGACUCCACUGGAUAAGAACGCGUGACCCAAGCCACAAUUGUCACGAAACCAAUGUCACGCCAUUUGAUGGUUGACACGAACAAAACCUACGUCUCGCAAUUUGAUGGUUGACGUGGCAGACUUACGAGUCGCUUGCUGGGAGUAGACAAACUACUGAACAGCGCAUAGAUAAUGCUUAAUUUAUUAAAAACCUUUCCAGCAGAGGAAUAAACCAUGUGAUUUUAUGGA
Messenger RNA from Nematostella vectensis (starlet sea anemone), 2246 nucleotides. RefSeq lists its product as uncharacterized. The record is from RefSeq and is a predicted model, not a curated record. Gene Ontology annotation, biological process: nervous system process; signal transduction; chloride transmembrane transport. The transcript has 12 exons. NCBI's taxonomy places the organism in Eukaryota, Metazoa, Cnidaria, Anthozoa, Actiniaria, Edwardsiidae. Gene Ontology annotation, cellular component: neuron projection; membrane; synapse. Gene Ontology annotation, molecular function: transmembrane signaling receptor activity; extracellular ligand-gated monoatomic ion channel activity; chloride channel activity. Bases 295 to 1869 code for a protein of 524 amino acids.